Messenger RNA from Eurytemora carolleeae, 3334 nucleotides. RefSeq names its product serine/threonine-protein kinase NLK (gene nmo). Gene Ontology annotation, biological process: protein phosphorylation; intracellular signal transduction. Bases 413 to 1714 code for a protein of 433 amino acids. Lineage: Eukaryota; Metazoa; Arthropoda; Copepoda; Calanoida; Temoridae. The transcript is spliced from 8 exons. The record is from RefSeq and is a predicted model, not a curated record. Gene Ontology annotation, molecular function: ATP binding; MAP kinase activity. Gene Ontology annotation, cellular component: nucleus; cytoplasm.
UACCGGUCCGAUAUAUACAGCUGAGAGUCGCGUCUAUCAAACAAAGGUGAACAGUGAGGGAGGGAGGUGCGUUAUAUUUUACCAACCAUCCUAUCACCCUCCGUGGUCCUUUCAGUACACUUAAAAUACAUAAUAAAUAAAUUUUACUAAGAACUACCCACACUCUGUGAUUUCUAUGUACUGUGUGGAUAUAAUUUUGUUAAAAAGGUGAAAAACUUAUUUAACACAAAGACUGACGCGCUGGAUUUGAAGCCACGCUUAAAUCCCCAGGGUUCAAACCCCCUCCCCCUCGCGCAGUGAUCUAUCAACCCUUUAGGUCAAGUGAAACCACGACUGAAAUUAAAGUGGAACUCCCAAAAUGGAAUAAGAGUGCACUGACAGUGGCAUUAAUUGCCUAAAAUAUUCAGUGCUAAUGGCCAUACUUUGCAGGGAAGGGAUGAUCCACAGUAGCAGUAUGCCGAGCAAAACAGGAGCUCAGCAAGUACUUAAUACACAGCCAUGGCAUACAGGCGGUCAAACAACGACGCCGACGACAGAUUUCCAGCCCGACCGGCCGAUUGGUUACGGGGCAUUUGGGGUCGUCUGGUCGGUGACCGAUCCAAGGGAUGGAAAACGAGUGGCGCUUAAAAAACUACCAAAUGUGUUUCAGAGUCUUGUCAGUUCAAAAAGGGUGUUCAGAGAGCUAAAGAUGAUGAGGUUUUUCAAACAUGAAAACGUUCUUUCCUGUCUGGAUAUUCUUCAGCCUCCUCACCUGGACUUCUUUACAGAGAUCUACUUGAUUACAGAACUCAUGCAGAGUGACCUUCAUAAGAUCAUUGUCAGCCCACAACAGUUGUCAGCGGAUCAUAUUAAGGUAUUUUUGUACCAAAUUCUUCGUGGAGUGAAGUACCUACACUCGGCUAAGAUUAUACAUCGAGAUAUAAAGCCGGGUAAUCUUCUCGUCAAUAGCAACUGUGUCCUCAAAAUAUGCGAUUACGGGUUAGCGAGGGUUGAAGAGAGGGACCCUAGCAGAGCUAUGACACAGGAGGUGGUUACUCAGUACUAUCGGCCUCCAGAGAUACUUCUAGGUGCACGACAUUAUACAAACUCAGUCGAUAUCUGGUCCGUCGGCUGUAUUUUCGGCGAAUUGGUCGGCCGACGAAUUCUAUUUCAGGCCUCGAGUCCUAUUCAGCAGUUGGAUUUGAUAACUGACCUUUUGGGCACUCCUACGUUGGCUGACCUGAAGUACGCCUGCGACGCCGCGAAGCGGCACAUGCUCAACCGCGGCGUGAAACCUCCCUCGGUUUCUGCCCUGUACUCCAUGGGGCAGUGGGCGACACACGAAGCGAUCCAUUUAAUGUGUCAGAUGCUUACAAUGGAUCCAGAUAAAAGGAUCAGUGUAACCGAGGCGCUCAACCACCCAUACCUAGACGAGGGUAGGCUAAGAUACCAUUCCUGUAUGUGCGCAUGCUGUCACUCAACCUCCUCUGGUAUGCGCCAGUACACACGUGACUUCGAGCCAAUAUCGGAGGAACCCUUCGAUGAUGCCUGGGAGCUGGAGCUGACCAGCGUGAAUAAAGUUAAACACAAGCUUCACAAGUUCAUCCACGACCAGUUAAACUCCAACCGGGUCCCACUCUGUAUCAAUCCAUCCUCUGCUGCAUUUAAAAGCUUCGCCAGUUCAACCGUCGCCCAUCCCUCCGAACUUCCACCCUCACCACAUCACUGGGAGUAAAUAGACCAACCCUUCUUCACCCAUUAUCUGGACCAUGAUGGGAAUAAAAAAUCCCCCAGAGAACAAUGGAAUUAACUAGUGUUAAAUAAUACUUGGAAGUUCAAAACUUUUACCAACAUCUAGGUGUUGAUUAAUAUAUUAACGUACUAUGAAAAGUUGACUAGUUGAGUAGUCUACCUACUCAUACCAAUUUAACCAAAAAAUAAAAUUCAUCCAGAAUAAUGAACUCCAUCAAUACAGACAAUAGAAAUGGAUAUAUCCAGCCCUCUAUCUCGCCUUCUCCUGGCUCCAUCUAAUUUUCUCCUACCCUUGCCACCUUCUCUAAAUUGUUUUCUUCUUCAAACCUCCCAAACAACUUGUAUCAAGUCUUGGAGUAGGAGGCUUUGUAUUCACGAGUAAAGCUCAAGAUUAAAUCUCCUGCUGGAUAUUUCCCGUAGAAAAUAAGCUGAAAUCAACUCCUGGACUCCUCAACAAAAACCGUAAAACUCGUAUCUUUGGCUCUCAGAGGACCAAAAAGCUAUUCGUAAUUCAAAAAAAUCUUUUUAAGUAGACCUUAUAAACUCAAACAUCUGGCCUUUAUUCGCCUUCGUCGUCUUUUAAAAGAGAAUAGUUGUCGACGAUUUCAACUGUGGAAUCCUAGACUAAAACUAAGUCUGACCAAGCCAAAAAUAAGUCCCUAGACUAGUUUUUCCCAUUUGGCCUCUCUAUUUAUAUUUUUAAUCAUGUGAAAUUUGAAGAGAUUUGACAGUCUUGCAUAGGAUUAAUUCUUGAAUGCUUAAACAUUAAGAUAUUCAUUAUUUUUGUUACAUUAUGUUUAUUUAAACGCCGGGGAUGAUGAUAUGUAAAGUGUAACCCCCGCAAAGUUGAGACUAACCCCUGUACAUAUUGUAAUCUUAAUCAUCACCCGUGUUUGCGCAUGUGUGAAUUUUUAAAAGACCAAAAUGUAAAAAACGUAUAUUCAAUCUGAUAAUCGUUGCUCAUGGAGAUAUUGUAAAGCCCUCAAAAGCGCCCCCCUCUCCACCGCAUACUGUAAAUAGUGUACUCGUAUAUCUAGUAAUUAAUCCGUAUUGUAAAUUUUGUAAAUUCUAUCACAUUAUGUUAGAAAUUUUGGCACACACAGUUCCUAAAAAUUCUGUUAUUUUCUGACCUUUUUCUCCUCUCCUCUGCCUCUUUUAGCCAUAUUUUGAAGGGCAUUUUUUGCACAAAGACUGAAAUUAGUUUGAGGUAUUUUCUUAUAACAGCUUAACUCAAUUUUUCUUCUUAUUGUUUUUGAGGGUUUUUAUUCGCGCUAUCCUGUCUUUCGAUCUUUCGUUACACCCCUUAAUCCUAGCCAAUUUGUUUUGCAAGCGCAAUUUCUGACUUAAGAUUGGCGCGAAAACUCACUUUAUUAUUUUAGAAGGUUUAUUGAAAGAUCGAACUAGGAUGAUGGGUUGCAAUAUAUUUGUGUACUAGUUUUAUACUUUUAGUGGUAGAUAAAUUUAAUUGGGUCCUAUGUAAUUUAGUGAAGUAAAAAUUACGAAAUUAUUUCGUAUUAUAUCGUACUAAAUUCUCGUAGGUGACAACGAAUCAUUUAAUACGUAUGGAAAAUGAUUGAAAUAAAAUUGCAAGCAAGACUGUGUA